This is a messenger RNA of Triticum dicoccoides, 1471 nucleotides long. Its product is annotated as auxin-responsive protein SAUR36-like. NCBI's taxonomy places the organism in Eukaryota, Viridiplantae, Streptophyta, Magnoliopsida, Poales, Poaceae. The record is from RefSeq and is a predicted model, not a curated record. Bases 33 to 494 code for a protein of 153 amino acids. Gene Ontology annotation, biological process: response to auxin. The transcript has a single exon.
UUUAGCCAGUCGGGAACACAUCCGACUCAACCAUGACCCAUCCAAAGAAGCUUGCUCAGCUGGCCAAGAAGUGUCAGCGGAUGUUGGUGGCCAGAGCCGGUGCCCGCCGUCGGUGUGCCUCAGAUACGGCCGAUGACGAGUGCUCCAGCACAGUGUCAUCUGUGGUUGCCGAUGAGGGCCACUGCGUGAUGUACACCGCCGACGGAACCCGGUUCGAGGUCCCUCUGCCGUACCUCGGGACUACGGUCUUCGCCGAGCUCCUGAGGAUGUCUGAGGAGGAGUUUGGCUUCGUGAGCAGCAGUGAUGGAGGCAGGAUCAUGCUGACCUGCGAUGCCAAUGUGAUGGAAUAUGUCUUGUGCCUGGUCAGGAGAGAGGCCCCUGAGGAGGUCGAGAGGGCGUUGUUGAGCUCCAUUGUUGGGCAUGGGCACAACUACAAUGCUAGCUGCAUGACACCAUCAAUGGGACUCGGCCAUCAGUUUGCUCUUUGUACUUAGCUACUAGCUUAGCUUCUGAAAUAUUUUUAAUUAGGACUGAGAGGAGCUGAGAGCCUCAUGUAAGAUUCAAUGAUCACAGGAAAUGAUACAAAGGGACAAUUUUUUUGGGAGAAGUUGGAUUGUUUUACACAUCCUUGAACAUAGUUCAUAUAUAUUCUAGUGAAGGAAGUAGAAGGAAACCACGGACUUAAAGUUUGUGGUUAGGUGGCUGAACUCGGUGAUGGCGCUGCGAAGGGGUUGGGGAUGAGAGGAUUGAUGGACAAUUGAACAAACUGCUGUUUGUUUACUAAAAAAUAGAACUGCUGUUCCUACCUCCAACUAUAAACAUCGGAUUGAGACUGUGUGUCCCAGAUGGAGGUGGGUUGAGCAGUUCAUAAGUUUUGGUUAGAGGUAGUAACAGCGGCUUUCACCAUGUCACUGCCGGAAGUGGCCAAUUCCAGAUCUCCAUUCCUCAUGUGCUAGAGACUGCUCUGCAUUGGCUUCACGGAUUCUCGUCAGCUCACCACACUUUGGUGAAAAGCUAGCAACAGAGGGGACAUGGCACAUGAUGGUCCAGGAGCCUCUCAUAGGCACAUGCGGAGUUCACUUCAUUGCUUUUGGGUGUGUACUUUGCACUUACAACUGCAGCUGUAUGUUAGGCGUUUGUUAGUUUAACAGUGCUUUGAUUGCUACAGAUCUGGCAAGUUGUUGGGCAGCUCCAUAACUCAUUGUCCACCCACGGCCUGCAUGGUUUCUAGCAUAGCAUGUGUCAGCCAUUUUCCAGUAUCUUCCUUGCAUUUAGCUGGGCAGUUGAGGGUUUCUAGGUCUUUCAUGUGUCAGCCAUUCAGCCUUGAACCUCUCCAAGGGCUUGUCAUUAGUUCCAUGUUGGUAUUUCUUUUGGGGAAGCGAGCAUCCUGAUGAGGACAUCCAUGACACAAACAUAGCAUGAAAAUAUAUUUGCCAAGCACAAAUCAUGAUGAGCUUAUAUACUGCAUGAC